Molecule: messenger RNA, 967 nt
Organism: Stegodyphus dumicola
Lineage: Eukaryota; Metazoa; Arthropoda; Arachnida; Araneae; Eresidae
Molecular function (GO): zinc ion binding
Source: RefSeq, a predicted model, not a curated record
GAAUCUCAAACACGAAAUUGUGACUGGUGUAAGAAAGAACUGAGCCCUGGUGGAAUGGUUUUAAAGUCAAGUGAAGCUGGGAAAGAAUAUUGUUCUACGGAAUGUUUAGGGAAAUGGCUUGCUGUAGAACACAAACAAGAUUUAUAUCCUGAGGCAGAUAAUACAGAAAAGAAAACAGCCAAUGGCAGUACGAGUACACCAUCUACAGAGUCCACAUCUAAUCCCAAAAUUCAAAAGCUUCUAACUUUGUGUUCAUCAGCUAAUUUAUUGAUACCAUUUCCUUCCAUCUGCAAAGACUAUGCAGUUUCACCUGAAAAUGAAGUAGUUGAAAAUGGUAGUAUUAAACCUGAAUCCCGAAGCUCAUCACCUCAGCUGAUUGUGCCUGAUGAGGUUUACCCUGAAGCUAUUUUGGAAACAAUUGAUUCUGAUCCUGAUAAUAUUGAAUCUGGUCCUGAAAUUGAAAUGGAAGAUAUUGAAAAAAAGUCAACAUGUGAUCAAGAAGUCAUGUGCCAGCCAGUAAUGACUUCUCUUGCUAUAUCAUGCAAGCCUAUUUUAAAAAGUCAAGGUAUUCAAACAGAUUUCAGCUCGUAUUUCUCAGACAGUAUUUUUGGAAAAGAUGGCUUCUAUCCUAAAUAUACAAUUAAUAGCAGUUGCUGUAGCAAAGAUGAUAUUGAUGAAUCUGAUGUCAUAGAAGAACACUCUGUUUUGAAUGGUGAUACGUUUGAAUGUUUCGAUGAUGCUCAGGACACAAAUUCUCUUUGGAUGUCUGUUGAAGAAUGUGAUGAUGAACAAGAAAAUGCAGAAUUAAUUCCACCAGCUUCUCUUGACAAAAUUGAAGAACCACUCAUUGCAGAACCAUUAUCUAGUGUCUAUUCUCAUCGGGGAAGAACUACAAAACGUACCACAUGGGAUGAAAUAGCUCAAAGAAGCAAAUUACAGACGCUGUGGGGUGUUAAAGUCUUCAGAG